Messenger RNA from Trichosporon asahii var. asahii CBS 2479, 4671 nucleotides. RefSeq lists its product as uncharacterized. Bases 1 to 4671 code for a protein of 1556 amino acids. NCBI's taxonomy places the organism in Eukaryota, Fungi, Basidiomycota, Tremellomycetes, Trichosporonales, Trichosporonaceae. Gene Ontology annotation, molecular function: GTPase activity; GTP binding. The record is from RefSeq and is a predicted model, not a curated record. Gene Ontology annotation, biological process: cellular response to starvation; cellular response to amino acid stimulus; regulation of autophagy. The transcript has 13 exons. Gene Ontology annotation, cellular component: fungal-type vacuole membrane; Gtr1-Gtr2 GTPase complex; nucleus.
AUGUCUGGGGCAUUAUCCAACUCCCCCAAGGACUCGGGUGGUAACCAAACCACUUCGGACCAGCGUCAGAAGAUUCUUGUAACUGGCUGGCGCAAAGCUGGCAAGUCUUCCUGCAUCAAGACAGUUUUCCAGAAUCUCCCUGUGAAGGACGUCCCAUACAUAGGUAUUACGCAGAAGUUAGAGAAGGUGGACUAUGAUUCCGUUACAGAUAUGGGACACGCCGUCGAACUUCGAGCUCGAUCAGCUGGACGCACCCCUGGCUUCAUUCUCAACUAUCGUCUAUGUCAUGGAUAUGCAGCCAUCCGCCAGGCUGUUUAUGUCUUUCUGCGUGGAUAUCUCGCGAACCCGGCCAUGAAGUUCUUCAUCUUCGUACACAAGGCUGAGGCACUGUCUGAAGAUUACAGGCAAGAGAACUUCGUGGAAGUGCAAAGCGGCCUUCAAGAAGAGCUCGAGGACUUUCACUACCCGUCGCUGCAGCAAUAUGCGGGCGCUCUCGAUCUGUCUGACCCGAACACGUGCAACAGUAUCUUCAGCCAUCUUUCCACCGAAGUCAAGCCGGAGAUGACGAGUGUCCAUGACACUCUGUUGCGCGACGCAUGGAGCCGCGUCGUUCAGAAGAACAUGGAGAUGCUACCCUCCGUGGAAGCCCUGCUUCUGAACUUCACUGAAGCUACAAUGGAGCAAGUGACAGAGUAUCUCUCCCGAUUCUUGCAGUUCCGUGACAUCUACAAGGCUUUAGGAUCUGCAACAUCUUCAGGAGCUGCACCUGGUGGGGGCAAUGAUAUUGCAUUGGUGGAUAGUGAAGACACGGAGGCCCCGUGGAUGACUCAAUCAACGCGUUUGUUACCAAACACCACAAUAUCUCUCUGGCAGUUUACACCCGCCUAUCCUUACAGCGGCAGGAUGGCAGCUGUCUCUGAAGAGGAAGUGGAGGCUUUUCUGAGUUCUCUUCGCGCCGCAGAUGUGGAUAAGAAGGUGAACCUCAUCCAGCUUUGGGGCAUAAAGCUUGAAGAUCUUGAAGUUCUCCCAGACCGCUCCAUUGAUGCGAUCACUCUUCUGAUCAGCCCGUUUCUCCGCUCACCUUCGCACCUCUUGGUGACGUCGACGUUGUCUUCGUUCCUUCCUCACUUCAUUCCUCUCAUCCCGUCAUGCCAGGCGCACUCCCACCUCCGAGUGGCGGUCCUAUCGCUCCUUCCUUCUCUCAUGGAGAAGCUCAACGACCCCAAGGACAAGGUUCACGGGCCGGCUCGAAUCUGUGUUUCGUUACUCGGAGCCAAGUGCUAUGAGAUCGAAACCCCCCAAAUCGCGCCAUCAGUGAAAGGAAAGGAGAAAGACUCUUUGACUACUGUGUGGGAGACCGCGGUCAAGGAUACCAUGGGAAGCCGGGGCGUGCGGGCCAAGCUGGAGAUUCUGAAGAUUCUAGCGAAGCUACGGAACGAACCAGUUGCGAAACUCCCUUUGAAACCGUGGCUUCCCAGUCUGGUAGCGCUCCUAGAAGACUCGGACGGAAGUGUCCGCGACAGUGCCCGAGAGUUGCUCUCACCGCCGUCCACUCCAGCUGCGGCCCGUUCGGAGUUGAAGAAACUAAUGCUGGCUCGUGGGGUUCGAAAGUCAAUAUCAGACAGCAUAAUAGCCCGUGUGCUAGGAGGGACUGCGAUCGCAGGAACGAACACCCCUGCUAGGGCAAGCGCUUCGACCCCAGCAACCUUGAGUGCGACUGCUGUGCGCGAUGGACCGACAUCCGCAACCUCGGCCGACGUCGUGGACGUCGUUUACAUUGCGAGCGCAAAGGAUCUCGAGAACGAAUUCAAAGCCAUGAUCCCUCACUUUGCCGGCAAAGAAACUGAGCAUAAUUGGGGGCCCCGUGAACGGGCGGUCAUUCGCAUACGAGGCAUGCUACGAGGGAAGGCAUUCCUCACCCAACCUGAAGCCUUCUUGCAAGGUCUCAAGGCCGGUCUUGUGGAGGGUUUGGUGAAAACUGUGAUUACUUGUGAUCGGGGCGGCCUACUGACGACAUCAGCUCUUGAGCCUUCGCACGACAGUCGCCCAACAAUCAUGCGCGUUGGUGCAAGAGCUCGCCGAGGCUCUGGGCCCAUCUUUGGAUCCGUCGCUCGACCUUCUACUCCCUACGUUGGGGAAGAUGGCGUAAGUAGCGAAGUUCGGACGCCAGAAUUCGCGCUGACGCGCAGCGGAUUGACGAAGCGAAUUGUCGCCGGAAAGUCGCAGAGAGCUGUCACUGCGAUUUUGGUGCACACUUCACCAACGCCGGCCAAACUGAUAGGGCACAUCAGUGCUGCCAUACAGGAUAAGAGUGUCCAGACACGCCAGUACGGAGCUGGGCAUCUGAAAACCUAUCUCGAGGCUCAGGUCGAGGGUCACCGCGGGCUCGUCGAAGGGACAUCGGGUGUGCUGGAGCAGAUCCAGCAGCUCCUCCAAAGGUGUCUGGCUGAUACAAACCCUCUCGUUCGAGAGCAGGGCCGGCUAGCUUUCUGGAGCUUUGAAAAGGUGUGGCCCACCUACGCCUCUACGUUGUUGGCCGCUUUAGACGGCUCGGCUCGAAAACAACUCGAGAAAGCCAAUCCUCGCGCAGGAAGUACCCCCGGGGCCGCCAGGAUCUCUCAGCCCAAGACCCCCCGCAGUUCGGCUAUGAGUGCUUUACUGGCUGCAAAACGUGCUCAAGCCGCUCAGAUUGCAGCCAAGCGUGCAGCGGAGGGCGAAGAUCCUAGCCAGCCGAUAAUCGAGACCUUGCCUUUAGACGGCACCCCCAACAGGGCGCCAAAAAGCCCGCCCUCCGCGCCCAGCGAAGGAACCGUGACACCCAAAGGCGGCCUGGAGUCACCGACUCCAGCCUUUUCGUCACCCAACGUUUCGGCGCGAGUCGCUGGGACCGGCGAGGCCGCCAGUAAUACAGUUGUCACCUCUAGCCUCCGCCCACCAGAAGCGAACAGCCUGAUGUCUACUCCAGCGCCAGGUCUUGAAAACGCGAGGUCCAACGGCUCGAGACCUGAGACACCCGCGAACAUUCCCGAAGGCCCCAACUUGAUCGAGCAGCAAACUGGCCCGGGCAGCACUUUGCAGAGUUCGGUCGGCUCCAGCGCCGUUGCUGCCCCUGGUCAGCAGACGCCGAGAACCAACAUGCGCAAAAGCGGCAUUCCGGUUCGAUCUCCCCCGCGAAAUGGCUCUUCGCCUUCCUCCACCCCCCCAAGGUCAGUGCAGCGAUCGUCUUUCACCUCUUCGCACUCUAAGGCGUCGACAUUGUCCAGAGCGUUGUCUCAAAGCCCAUCUCUCAAGAUUGACUCGAGUAGCGUUGCGUUCUUGGAGAGCGAAACGCCAACCAAAGGCCUUUACCCCUCUGGGUUCCCUGCUCGCCUCCCCCAUCACGAUGUGCGCCGGGUAUCGCACCGAGCAGUUGAUCCCUCCACGACUUCCAUGGAUCACCUCCCAAACUCCCCCGCGGAUGAGCAGAUCCGGGCCCAAGCAGCUCAGGCUUUUUCAGCCGCCCAGCAGCUGCUCGACUUCGACGAUGAUGAAGACGCCAUGGCUGAAGUUCCAGUGACCCCUCUCCGACCCAUUGUGAAACCGACGACCCCUUCGAUGUAUCGCACCCCCACCUCUGCCUACAGUGGACCAUUGAAGCAGCCGUGGGAAGACUCCCCGAGAGCUAUGACGCCGACGCUACUGAAGGCACUGCAGAGCAGGGGAUUCGAACGCAGUUGGUGGACUGAACGCCGCAAACUGCUCGAUCAGAUGGCUAUGUUGAAGCGGGAGCAGUCAUCAGCAGGGGACAGCAUCGAGGAGGAUGUUAAGCACCUGACCUUGGGAAAGCCCUCGGUGUCCAAUCUGCAAUCCAUUGCUCUAUUCUGCACGGCGCACCCGACAGAUUCAUUAGAGGAUUCGACGAGGAACCACUACGCCAGCUCUAGAAGCCUCUGGUCGCACACGCGCUUGUUCGAUCGCAUAUUUGAAGGGUUGGUUAACCUCCUCCGCCCGGGAUUGGCAACCGAUGUUCUGGAGCAAGGCAUGGUGACCCUCUGGGAAUUGGUACAAAACCAGUGGUCACUGUGCGAGGAUCGUGAGGAUGCGUUACUGGAUUCUCUAUUCCAGUUGAGGACAUCAACAAACGGCAUGAUUCUGGAAGCCACCAACGCAAUGAUCUCACUUCUUACGGAAGUGUGUGACCCCCCGUUUCUGUUGUCUCUCCUUCACGCUGCGCUCGAAAGAUUUAUCAGCACUGUGAGGACGGGCACAGGGUUUACCAGCAGAGACCAGGUCUACGGUGAACGCGCCGCUGCUGCAGGGUACAGCUUCGCUCUGAACGCCAUGGGGAUGUGCAUAUUGCAUCUUCCUCAAGAAGCAGUGGAAGUCGAAGCGAAACAGCUAGCAGGUCCUGUUAUGGAGGCCCUACGGCUGGACUCUUCUUGUGCGGUCAUGGCUCGGCAAGCGGCUCACCGAGUGAUUCUUGCAGUGCAGUGUGUAAUCACGGAUGAUGUCCGCACAUUGGCUCUAUUUCCCCGCCUCUCGACUGGCCAGCGAAGCUUUGCCACCUACCUCAUGCAACAGAACGGAGUUAUGGGCAGGGCUGACGACGAGGCAGAGGCCGACGCUCGGCGGCGGACUGUCUUGAACGAGCUGAUCGGAGGUCUGGCCAAAGGCACGCGCGGCUCCAUAUGA